Triticum turgidum subsp. durum (durum wheat) is the source of this 2304-nucleotide messenger RNA. NCBI's taxonomy places the organism in Eukaryota, Viridiplantae, Streptophyta, Magnoliopsida, Poales, Poaceae. The record is from the annotation of a GenBank genome assembly.
AUGAAGAUCAGCGCGCUCAUGACCUCUGCGGGCAUCAACAUUGGGAUCUGCGUGCUCCUGUGGUCCCUCUAUUCCGUUCUCAGAAAGCAGCCAGCAUUUGUCAGGGUCUACUUCGGCCGGAGGAUCGCCGAGGAGAAUAGACUGCUCCGAGAGGCCUUCAUCUUGGAGAGGUUUGUUCCAUCCACCGGCUGGAUCGUCAAGGCCCUGCAGUGUACCGAGGAAGAUCUCUUGGCAGCUGCUGGGCUGGAUGCUAUUGCUUUCAACAGAAUACUAGUGUUCAGCAUACGCAUCUUUUCCCUAGCUGCCAUCCUGUGCCUUUUUGGAAUUCUUCCAGUGCAUUAUUUCGGACGAAAGACGCAUCACCUUGAGAUUCCUUCAGAACAAUUGCAUAUGUUCACAGUUCAGAAUGUGGAAGUGCAAUCAAGAUGGCUUUGGGUUCAUUCUUUAGUCCUCUACAUAAUAUCUGGAGUAGCUUGCUUUCUCCUACAUAUUGAGUAUAAGCACAUUGCUAGGCUGAGGCUCCUUCACCUUAAACGCACAACACUAAAUCCAGGCCAAUUUACUGUGCUUGUUCGCGGAAUACCAAAGACAGCAAACGAAUCGUGCAGUAGUGACGUUGAUGAUUUCUUCACCAAGUAUCAUGCAUCAAGUUACCUAUUCCAUCAAGUUGUUUACAAGGCUGGGAAAGUUCAGAAGAUAAUGACUGGUGCGAAGAAGGCAUGUGGAAAGUUGGACCAUUCCACUUCCACAGACACAACUCUAGAUCAGAGCCGCAAAGCAAUUACAUACCCGUGUUGUGUUUGUGGAGCUUCUUCAAAUUCUUUCCAGUUGUUACCGACUGACGAAGUUGCAAAGAACAUAGAUAACGAGUCCUGGAACUAUUUACAGGAAUGUGCGGCUGCUUUUGUAUUUUUCAAAACUCGGUAUGGCGCACUUCUUGCUUCACAAGCACUUCAGACUUCGAACCCUACGAAGUGGGUUACCGAUCUAGCUCCAGAGCCAGAUGAUGUGUAUUGGUCAAACAUUUGGCUUCCCUAUAAGCAGCUUUGGAUUCGACGGAUAGCUACGCUUCUAGGUUCUCUUGUUUUUUCGGUCUUAUUUUUGCUACCAGUGACAUUUAUACAAGGUCUGUCCCAGCUUGAUCAGGUGCAUCGGAAGCUUCCUUUUCUUAAUGGGUUAUUAAAGCAGCCAUACAUAAGCCAAAUAAUAACUGGAUACCUUCCAAGUGUCAUACUGCUACUAUUCCUGUACACCGUUUCGCCAAUAAUGAUAUUGUUUUCGACAUUGGAGGGGCCUACAUCUCACAGUGAAAGGAAGAGGAGUGCUUGCUCUAAAGUGCUGUACUUCUUCAUUUGGAAUGUGUUCUUUGUUAAUUUAGCAUCUGGUGCUGUCAUAAGCCAAUUGAAUUCUUCUUCAACCACAAAGGACAUCGCUGUCCAGCUAGCUGGUGUCAUACCUGGGCAGACUACAUUCUUCAUCACCUAUGUUCUGACUUCAGGAUGGGCCAGUUUAUCGUCUGAACUUAUGCAACUCUUUGGUCUGAUCUAUAACUUUAUAAUAAAGUAUGUUCUGAGAAUGAAAGAAGAUACAGCGUUCGUCCCCACGUUUCCGUAUCACACAGAAGUACCAAAAGUUAUGUUGUUUGGCCUGUUGGGCUUCUCAUGCUCUGUACUGGCACCCUUGAUCCUACCUUUUCUGCUAGUCUACUUCUUCCUGGGUUAUGUCGUAUACCGCAAUCAGCUACUCAACGUUUACCGGAUGAGAUAUGACAGUGGUGGUUUGUAUUGGCCAAUUGCACACAACACGGUGAUGUUCUCUCUCGUGCUCACCCAGAUCAUCUGCUUCGGCGUAUUUGGCCUAAAAAAAUCACCAGUAGCUGCAGGCUUCACCAUACCUCCUAUAUUCUUUAUUCUUUCAUUCAAUCAGUACUGCAGAACCCGGUUUCUUCCUCUAUUCAAAACUUUUCCCACACAGGACUUAAUCGACUUGGACAGGGAAGACGAAAGGUCAGGAAGAAUGGAACAUAUUCACCAUGGACUCCGUUCCGCGUAUCGCCAGUUCCCUGAUGAAGAUAUAAAGCUGGAGAAAAUCCUGACCGUCCGGAAUGACGAGGACCAAGAUGAAGGUCGUAGCUCGAGCGAGCCCAACGGAGAACAAACCUGCAAGGAACAAGAGCCCGGAAGGGAUCUGUGUCACCCUACUCUGGAGGGACUCCCUGUUAGCCGUCUGCGGGAUUCCGUGAGAUCCAUCGCUUUCCUCUGGACUGCAAAGAAGAGGUCCGGCGAUAGCGCAUUGAUGAACUAA